AUGAAACCCCCAAUUCUCCGUCGCAAGCUGCCGUUCAGACUCCACCACGCCCAAAACCUCACCCGCUCUUUCUGGGGCCGUAAGGGUGACGAACCAGUGGAAUCAUUAAUCCCCCAAAUCUCCGAAGAAUGGCAUCGCGGGGUAGAGCAGCACCCCGACCUGCACCGGGAUCCUCCCAAGUCAGUCGCGAUUCUGGGUGCAGGAGUUACGGGUCUAACAGCAGCCUACCAACUUUCACACUUCUCCCCGGAAACUUCAAUAACCCUCCUUGAAGCCUCGCCCAGAACAGGCGGUUGGAUCCGCUCUCUCAAAAUCCCGACCUCAAAGGGUUCCAUAACCUUCGAAACAGGGCCUCGCACUCUUCGUCCCUGGACCGUCAAUGGCAUUAUAACAUUAAAUCUAGUAUCUCAUCUCUCCCUCCAAUCUCAAAUCCUCAGUGUCCCAAAAUCGUCCCCAGCCGCAAAAAACCGUUACAUCUACUUCGACAAACGUCUGAACGAACUUCCAUCUUCUAUACAAGGAGUACUUAAAGCCUUACAACUCCCUGUCUUGAAGGGUGCCAUACCUUCGGUUCUUACCGAAAUAUUCAGGAGAAAGAGAGCUAAAGAUGUUGAAGAUGAAUCCGUGGAAUCGUUUUUAACACGGAGGUUGGGUGCAAACUUGACAAAUAACCUUGCAUCGGCAGUAUUUCAUGGGGUUUAUGCUGGGGAUAUUGCGAAUUUAAGUGCCGACGCGCUGUUACAUACCCUAUACCGUAAUGAAAGAGUGUAUGGGAGUAUCACGAGAGGGAUUUUGGGCGUACAGGAGAUGUUGUUGGAGGAGAAGCUGUUAGAGGGAGUUUAUGGUUCUAGGACUGCACCCUUACUAAAUCGGCUAAAGACAACAAGUAUAUACUCUUUCAAAGGUGGUAUGGAGACUUUGACGAAGAGGAUGGAGGAAGCAGUACGAGAAGAAUGCGACGUUACUGUUAAGACUGGUGUAAAAGUUGACGGUCUUAGAUAUAACCAUGAAACAAGCGAAGUCGAGGUGCUGGGAUACGACUCCCCCCACAAUUCAUUCGACUUUGUCAUAUCAACCCUUCCAGCGUGGUCAACUGCCAGCCUACUACCGCCAGAGACAUCAAAUGCCCUAUUUGAAACUAGAGGAGUAACGGUCAUGGUUGUCAACCUAUUUUACGACAAACCAAACAUGACGGGUUACUCUGGCUUCGGAUAUUUGAUCCCCAAAUCCGUCCCACUAGAACAAAACCCUCACCGAGCGCUAGGCGUAAUCUUCGAUUCAGAUGCAAUGCCAGAACAAGACGAACGUCAGGGCACCAAAGUAACGGUCAUGCUCGGCGGACACUGGUGGGACAAUGCUACAUCCAUCCCAUCCGAAGAUGAUGGCGUAAAAAUGGCAAAGGAAGUGCUUCUUCAACAUCUAGGCAUAACGGAAGAACCAGCGGAGACAAUGGCAUCCCUGCAAGUAGAUUGUAUCCCACAAUAUGGAGUCGGACAUGCAGGAAGGCUAAGGCAGGCACACGAAGACCUGAUGGACAAAAUGGGUGGGAAACUAGUCCUCGCUGGAAGCAGCUAUGGGGGGGUAGGGCUAAACGAUUGUGUUAGAAGUGCUAGAGAUGCAGCAUUUGGAGUAGCAGCGGGAAGACCCAUGACCAACCUCGAAAGAUGGGCUUUCGAGGAGGUCUGGAUUCCCAAGGAUAUGCCAUAA
Messenger RNA from Orbilia oligospora ATCC 24927, 1707 nucleotides. RefSeq lists its product as uncharacterized. Gene Ontology annotation, biological process: heme biosynthetic process. NCBI's taxonomy places the organism in Eukaryota, Fungi, Ascomycota, Orbiliomycetes, Orbiliales, Orbiliaceae. Gene Ontology annotation, cellular component: mitochondrial inner membrane. The transcript has 3 exons. Bases 1 to 1707 code for a protein of 568 amino acids. The record is from RefSeq and is a predicted model, not a curated record. Gene Ontology annotation, molecular function: protoporphyrinogen oxidase activity, oxygen as acceptor.